AUGCGUGUACCCCAAGAAUUGAAGAUCGAAGAUGGAAGGAUAGUGGCUGAACCUUCUCAGAGGAGAUUCACCUAUUCAUUCGACAAUCGAGACUCCAGCAUCGAAAAGGGGUCCAUAAACGUUUGGUCUGAAGCCCCUCGGACUCAGGAUGAAGAGGAAAGCAUGGUGAAGAGAGCACUCGCGGAGAGCCUGGGCGAGUCCACUGCACAAGAUGGUCAGGAUGGCACCAAUUGGAAGUCCACAGCGCCUGGGUCAGCCAGGGAGGAGGAAGCACAGCUGGAGCAGGCUCUGCGAAUUAGCGAACAAGAGUUUGAAAAGAGCAGCCAGCAUGACUCGCCCCGAGAGGUGGCGUCCCAGUGCGACCUGCCGCCUCUUGAGGUUUUUGAGGGAAAGGGCUCCCUCAAAGAGGACGAUGACAGUGGCAGUGUUGCCAAUGGCGAAUACAAACUCUGUGCCUACAUCACCCACAAAGGUGGCUCAGUGCUGUGUGGGCAUUACACAGCGCACGUAACGGGGAGCAUG
This is a messenger RNA of Ostreobium quekettii, 522 nucleotides long. NCBI's taxonomy places the organism in Eukaryota, Viridiplantae, Chlorophyta, Ulvophyceae, Bryopsidales, Ostreobiaceae. The record is from the annotation of a GenBank genome assembly.